Molecule: messenger RNA, 768 nt
Organism: Oppiella nova
Lineage: Eukaryota; Metazoa; Arthropoda; Arachnida; Sarcoptiformes; Oppiidae
Source: the annotation of a GenBank genome assembly
AUGGCGGACGACAUGGGAUGGGCUGACGUGGGCUACCACUCGGACCACGUGCUCACCCCUAACAUCGACACACUGGCGGCCGAUGGCAUCGUAUUGGACCAAUUUUAUACCCAACCCCUAUGUACUCCAAGUAGGGGUGCCCUACUCACUGGGAUCCAUCCCAUGCAUACUGGGCUACAACACUUCGUUUUACACAUGCAAUCCCCAACAGGUUUACCCCUAGACCUCACUCUAUGGCCACAAUAUCUAAAACAAUAUAAUUACGCCACUCAUAUGGUCGGUAAAUGGCAUUUAGGGUUUGCUCGCCGUGCAUAUACACCGACAUACCGGGGCUUUGACUCACACGUAGGAUAUUGGACAGCCAGGGAAACCUAUUUUGAACACACUCACUGCGAACCCUUUGGGGGUUGUGGACUAGACUUCCGGCAUAACAUGGAUGUCAUUACAAACGCGUCGGGAGUUUACUCAACACAUUAUUUUACUGACAGAUGCCUUCAUAUAAUCAAUGAGCAUAACCUAUCUGAGCCUCUAUUCCUAUACGUGCCCCACCAGUCUGUCCACUCAUCGGGCUUUAACUUUACACUGGAGGUGCCCCAGGAGUACAUCGAUAUGUUUGCGUACAUUGAGUCCGAUAUACGGCGACAAUUGGCGGCCGUUGUCUACGCUAUGGACGAGUCUAUCGGUGCGGUUGUGGAGGCCUUGCAUUCAAAACAAAUGCUGGAAAACAGUAUUAUUAUAUUUAUGAGCGAUAACGGGGGCUUUCAUCAU